This is a messenger RNA of Mya arenaria, 708 nucleotides long. RefSeq lists its product as uncharacterized. The transcript is spliced from 8 exons. NCBI's taxonomy places the organism in Eukaryota, Metazoa, Mollusca, Bivalvia, Myida, Myidae. The record is from RefSeq and is a predicted model, not a curated record. Bases 1 to 708 code for a protein of 235 amino acids.
AUGGUUGCUGUGCAGGGAGCUGUGUGCCAGGCGUUUGCUUCUCUGACCUCAGGAUCAGACGGACUGUUUAAGUACCUGAUGUACCCAGGACAUGGCCUUGUACAAAAGGUUGUCUCGUUCCUGUCGAAGGCUUCAGAUCACUCAGUUUCUGAAGGAGUUCUGUCUCUUAUUGCAGCUCUUAGUCAACAUGAUAGUGGUCAUGAUGAUUUCAAGAAAGAAUCAUUAAUGGAACCCAUUGUUAAGAAUCUCCAGAAAACUGAUUGUCCUAAGUGUAUUGCGUUUUGUGUACAGCAAUGUGACCAUUUUGCCUCAACCCGUCGUAAACACAAGACCUUCCUCAUAGAGCACCACAUGAUAACCAUUCUCAACAGAAUCUUAGACCUAGAGAUGCCUCCUGCAACAAAACAGCUUUGUAAAGACCUUAAGACUUCCCUUGAUUUCAAGGUCCCUUCUGAGCCGAUCAGAGGGCUUCUCUUGAAACCAGGAAUGCAAGAUAUGGGUCCUAUGUCAGACAGUUUGGUUGCUCCGGCGGUCCGCUGGAAUCAAAACUCUUUCGUAAUGUUGCUGGUGAUAAAGGUGUGUGAUGUCAACCCUGCAGCCAAUGACCUUGUCACCUUCACUGAGGAUACGGUCUCAUUCAGGGCCCUAUCCAGGGGUGUCAACUACGGGUUCACCUACCGGCUGUAUGACCGAGUGUGUGUUGAAUAG